This is a messenger RNA of Phragmites australis (common reed), 1400 nucleotides long. Its product is annotated as thaumatin-like protein 1b. NCBI's taxonomy places the organism in Eukaryota, Viridiplantae, Streptophyta, Magnoliopsida, Poales, Poaceae. Gene Ontology annotation, biological process: defense response. The record is from RefSeq and is a predicted model, not a curated record. The transcript is spliced from 3 exons. Gene Ontology annotation, cellular component: extracellular region. The coding region runs from base 71 to 1048 and encodes 325 amino acids.
GUCCAAUCAAAUCAAGAACGAAACACCAAGCGGCCCCCCUCUGAUCUAUCUAGCGUUCUUGCUUUCUGCAAUGGCGAUUCAUCUGCUGCUCUCCAUGUCUCUCCUUCUGAACUCACUCUCAGGGGCUGUGUCCACGACGUUCACGCUGACCAACUCCUGCGGCUCCAUGGUGUGGCCGGGGCUGCUGUCGAGCACGGGCUCGCCGCCGCUGUCCACCACGGGCUUCCCGCUGGCGCCGGGGGAGUCGCGCUCCGUGGACGCGCCCGCGGCGUGGUCGGGCCGCAUCUGGGGCCGCACGCUCUGCGCCGCGGGCCAGAGCUCCGGCAGGUUCUCCUGCACCACGGGCGAGUGUGGCUCGGGUACGGUGGAGUGCGCAGGCGGCGGGGCCGCGCCUCCCGCCACGCUAGCGGAGUUCACACUCAACGGAGCCGGCGGGAACGACUUCUACGACGUGAGCCUCGUGGACGGGUCCAAUCUGCCGAUGGUCGUGGUGCCGCAGGGCGGCGCUGGCGCGAGCUGCGGCGCCACGGGGUGCCUGGUGGACCUGAACGGGCCCUGCCCCUCCGACCUCAAGGUGGUGGGCGCCGACGGCGCCGGCAUCGCGUGCAAGAGCGCUUGCGGGGCGUACGGCCGGCCCGAGGACUGCUGCAGCGGCGCGUACGGCACCCCCGCGACGUGCCAGCCAUCGGCCAGCUCUCAGUUUUUCAAGAACGCGUGCCCGCGCGCCUACAGCUACGCCUACGAUGACGCCACCUCCACCUUCACCUGCUCGUCCGGCACAGCCAAUUACCUCAUCACGUUCUGCCCUAGCAUCUCCAGCCUCAAGUCGUCCGUGAGCAGCAGCAGCAGCAGCAGCAGCACGAACCCGUCGUCCGGCUCAGGCCUGCCUCUCGUCAACGACACGGUCUCCUUCGCCAGGCGGGGCGGCGGGUACCCGUACCCGUACGCAUCGGCGCCAAGACGCGCUUCGUCUUCGCUGCCGGCGCUCGCGGCCGCCGCGCUCACGUGGCUUUGCCUCUGCAGCGGGUGGCAGCGCCUGCGGUUGUAGAGCGAACCCACGGGCCACGGCCCCGCGCGCGCGGUCGCUGUCCCCUGCGUAUGCCUGCGUGCACCGCCCAGGGGCAGGGCCGGCGGGCACGGCACCGCUCGUCCAGCCGCGCGAGCGCCCUGCGUCCGCCAUGUGCCGGGCGCUUUGACCUGGGGCCGUAGUUCUGAUUGUAUAGAUUAAUCGUUGUGGAUCGGGGAGGAGAGGGCUAUUUAUUAGUAUAUUGUAGCAGUACGAUUUUGCAAGCAAAGCAAGGUAGAAUCAGUGCAGAGCUUGAUUGGUUAAGUACGAUGGAGUGAGAGCAUCUCCACAUUGAGAUUGCGGCAACCAACUUGCAUCAAUUGAUUCGUUUUUG